Messenger RNA from Trifolium pratense (red clover), 1537 nucleotides. RefSeq names its product probable F-box protein At2g36090. Gene Ontology annotation, molecular function: protein binding. Lineage: Eukaryota; Viridiplantae; Streptophyta; Magnoliopsida; Fabales; Fabaceae. The record is from RefSeq and is a predicted model, not a curated record. The transcript has a single exon. Bases 201 to 1085 code for a protein of 294 amino acids.
ACCUUCAACAAUACAACUUUUUGUUAACCUCAAAAAAAAAAAAAAAAAAAUACAACUUUUUGUUGCUGACUCAUAAAGUAUACAACGACAGAACAACUUGGUACUUUCACGUGUGAGUUGGUUGUGUUCAGUAAGUUAGAUCAAUCUAAUCUCAUCAUCUCUAUCUCUAGAUUCUCUACAACACAGAUCUCAUCUCAAUCAUGAACGUGUUCAGUAAAUUAGAUCCAGACAUCGUAACAUUCCAUAUCCUUCCACACCUUGACGGCAAAACCCUAAUAAUCUUAUCAUCUGUUUCUUCUCAAUUCUACAACUUGAUCUGGAAAAACAAAAACUCAGAUCUAUGGCGUAACAUUUGCAUCUCCACAUGGCCUUCCUUACUCACCAAUUUUCCUGAUCCCAUCUUCCAUUCCAGGAUCAUCUCUGUCUGGCCUGAUUACCGUUCCUUCUUCUUGGAUGCUUUUCCUUCCAUUCACCCACCUCUGAUCAACAAUCCUCCUCCUCCUCUUCCUCCGGUGGCAUGUAUUUUUUACACGGUUGAUAUAUUUUUAAAUGGAGGUGAAGGAGAACAACAACCUUUGUAUUCACUUUAUACUCUUGAUGCCAUAGAAACACAUGAAUAUAUACCUCAUCCAUUGAUCGGUCCUUAUCUUUUUAAAUGUUAUUUGAAUCAUGAUAGGGGAAUGAUGAAGUUCUUUAAGGUAAAGAAAGAAGGAUGUGAGGAAUAUCUGAAACAUAAUCUGACGUUUAGUUGUAUAGCUAUUGACCCGAAGGUAACAAAGCGUGCUGGGAGCUUGUUCACUGGCUAUAAAGCUGUUUCGGUGGAACCGGUGGCCCUAGGGGUUAUGGUUGUGUUCGAGUCAGUGCUGCAUGCACCGUCGGGGCUGUCUAAUUUUUAUACGGAGAUGAUCAAGUGUCGGGUUGAGGUGACGUGCUCUUGGGAAGGUGGUAGAGAAGAUAAGUGCUAUGUGAGGAUAAUUUACUUUACAAUGAAGGACAUGAAUGAAAUACCUCUGGUGAACAGACAUGGUGCUGCCGUAAUCCUCAAUGCUAUUCAAAAUGGGGAGAGGAGAGGAAGAACCACUUGAACUCAACUUGUUUGAACCGGUCAUGACGGUACUAGUAAUUUAUAUUAGUAAUUUUUAGGUUAUUUAAAUAUGUUUGAAUUAAGUUAUUUUUAAGCUUAUAAAAAAUUGCUUAGGCACAUAAAUAAAUUUUAUAUUAAUUCAUAAGUUAUCACUAAGCGAAAAUUAUAUUUUCAUAAAUUGUCUUAUUACAAACUACUUUAACAAAUUUAAGAAUAAUAUUUAAAAAUUUAUAAAUUACGUAAGCUAUUUUUUAUAAACUAAAUAAUAAGUCAAUCCAAACUUGAAAAAAUAGGGUUGUUGCAUUGUUGGGUUUUGGGAUUGUCUUUAAUUUAUUGUUGUUUGUGAUUUUUAUUUUUCUUCUCUUAGGACCUAUUUAUAUAUUUAACUCCAUUCGUGCUCCCAUUGUCACCUCUUUUUAACUAUUAUAUAUAUUGAUUGAAUACCGAUAGUUU